UUCGUCCCCUUUCACCACGAUCUCCUUCUUCUGCGUGUUGUACUGGCGCAGCACGCUCAGGACGUCCGCCAUGGCUUCCGCCUGCUGCCUUCACUCCUUCCUUCUUUCCUUCCUUCAGUCAGUCACUCAAUCUCUCGCGGCUGCCGAGGGCGCGCUCCUUCGUUCAAGGCUCCCCUCACGCGCCCCCGGCCUUCGCUGACAGGAAACAAACAAACCGACCGAGCGCGAGCCGCCGCGCGAGCUGCCUCACGGACCACCCGACUGGCCCAGCCGCCGUCCCGCGCUUGCGCAGAAAGCAGCGAGGCGAGGGGAAAGAGGACCCCAUGGGGCUGCCCUCGCAGACGCCUGCGCGGAAAGAGGACCCAAUCGCCGCCCAGCUUCCUUGGGGUCCUUUUCGAGUUUUGUCCAUGGCGCUGAGAGCGCUGCUGAGGCGGGAGCUGCGUCGCUGCUCUUGGCUCAGGGGAAAUAUUCAGGCAGACCACAGUGAAGACUCUCCGAUACAUUUGAGCAGGGAAUGCAAGAGUGAGUUUGUUGGUUUGAAAGGUUUAACUACCCUGCCAGGAAAAAGAUAUAAUAGCAGAAUGGGAAACAGUCCAUCUAUUACUACAGACUUAUCAAAUACUGCUACUGCUAACCACAUUAAGGAAACUAUCUCAGACAACUGUGUAGUGAUCUUUUCAAAAACAACAUGUUCUUACUGCAACAUGGCCAAGAAGUUAUUCCAUGAUGCAAAUAUAAAUUACACAGCCAUAGAACUGGAUAGAAAAGAAAAUGGCAGUCAGUUUCAGGAUGUUCUUCAUCAAAUGACUGGUGGCAGGACAGUUCCCAGAAUAUUUAUCAAUGGAACCUUUGUUGGAGGUGCUACAGACACUCAGAGACUUCACCAGGAAGGCAGGCUGCUUCCACUAGUUCACCAAUGUCAAAUCCAAAGAGAUGGACGCUCAAGACAGACAUGUAGUCUUCCUUAACCUCAUUUUUGACAGUGUGUUAUUGCUGGGCUCAUAAAGACUCCACAUUUACUUACUCUUCAUUCCUAACCUCAUUUGGUAUCAUGUUUCCUUAAUACAUACAAAACACUUUGACAGCUUUAGAUGGGUUAUAAAGAUCUAGAGUUCUCUCUGCCAGUGAGAUCCCAUCCAGAUGCAUUGACUAUACUCUUAUCCAACAGUGGCAACCAUUUCAUUUAAUAACAACCGUUGCAAGAGUUUCAUGUUUCCAGUGUGCCUAGUGGAUCCAAAAGGUUUGUCAUACGGUUGCAGAUGGAGGUAAAAUGCAGCAGUUAUUCCUCUAUAUUACCAGUUGCUACACCAAAAUAUUUAGUUGCUAGGAUACAAAAGUAAAUGUAAACAGCAACGUUGGUGAAAAAUCAAUCCACUCAAAACAUUUUUCUUCUGAACUUUAAUGAGUAGCAUGUUUUGGUCUUCCACACAACCAAAGCUGCAUGAAAAUAUUUCAAUAUCAAUACAAUUUAUUUAUAAAACUUCCUUUUUGUGGUUGAAUAUGAGAGUGCCAUUUUCCCUCUGCUGUAAAAUUCAGUCAGUGAUCUAUGCAUUGCCAAGAAGCCACUCCUGAUGUUUAGCUCAAUGGUAUUGCAUAUUCCUGGAAUCUUAAAACGUCUCACCUUCAAUUCAGCGUCCUGAAAAAGAUCCUCUUCUAAAAUCAUGGAAGAUAGACAAUUGAGUGCUUGAUAGGUCAGAUUGCUCCAAAGAAUCUAUUUCACACCGCAACGAAGUUCUGAGAUGAUGCAGAACUGCCGUUCCUGCUACCCACAUUCAGGUCUCUUUAGAUUCUAACCAGGACCCAGAUAUAUAUUGGAAACAUUAAUUUAUUGCCAGUAACUGUUCCUUGUUCCUGCUUUUGGUUCCUAAUUUGAGGGAUGGUGAGCAUCCUUUUUCAAUAAAAAAUGGUCACACGGAAAAGGAUUAAGUGUCUCCCUUCUGCUGGUUCUCUGCACAGACACACACACCCCAUCCCCAAGAUGCUGAGAUACAUAAGACCAUAUUAACACGUGGAUUUUUUCCUUAGUGUUUAAUUCUAAGCAUAAAGAAUAGAAAACUGAACUUCCCUGUUUAAUAAUUAGGUGCUUGAGACAGCUUGUGAUAUUAUGUUAUGUAUGUAUGCACUUACCUUUUUCCUAUUUACUUGGAGGUAAAAUAACUUCUUACCAAACCUUUGAAUUUCAAAUCCCUGUACAAUGCCACAAAUACUUUUGAAACUAUCUGGAGUUACCUUUUCCAUUCCAGAAAUGGGAUGACAAGGUUAACUUAUGGUUCUCUUGUGUCCUGACCUACAAGAUCCUGUCUGCUUUGCACAUACAAUAGAAACAAGUAGCCAGAUCAACCUACCAGAUAAAGCCUACAAGAUCAAGUUAUCAGUUCUGGAAAAAUAUUCUGCAGAAACUAAACUGGCAAAACUUCCUUCUUGUAGCAGAAAAAUCUUACAGGGAAUUGAAAAACAUAUUAUCCUUCCAGAAGUGAGAGUCAAAACUAUCAAUUCAUUACUCCUGUGCAGAUUUGAGAUAUGUGAGGCAAUACAGGUAUUAACAGCCUCUCUGUAAGACUGUCAAAUAAUUAACGAAACUCUGCAAAUGACAUAUCUGUCAUCUGAGUGAUCUGGAAGUAUAGGAUAGUUGCACAUGUGUUGAAUAUCAGCGCUGCUAAAAGUAUUAUGUUUGGCCCUUUGUCUUUUCAUAUAUCAUUAUUGCAAUGGUACUUUGCUAAAGCUAAUGGAAACCUACUGAAAAAAGGAAAAUUCUAUAUUCUUUGUGAACUACUGGAUGUUUUCUAUGCAUGCUUAUACGUGUAUUAAAACCAGAACUAAGUAUUUAUCCAAUAUGUUCCAUUGUACACAUCAUUUUAAAAAAAUGCAUUCGGCAAACACCUUUACACUGAACAAGAAUAUUGUGCUUGAUUCAAUCCAAUAGACACUAUUAUUUACAACUGGUCUAUAUAUGCAUUUAGACAUUUUAGUAAAAAAAGCAACCCAAAAAAACCUAGAUUGAUGUGUCAAUAUUACUAUACCUUAACACUUGCCAAAGAAGGAACUGUCCCUUCUCUAUGUUGAGUGGCAGAAGACAAAAGCUUAAUUUGUCCCAGAAGGACCAAAAAAAAGCAUUGAACCCUUCAACUCUCUUUGCUAGGGCAGUGUUUCUGACUUUUUUAAAGGCCUGGGAGUAGAAAUGGCAGUGGUGGCCAGAGGCUGCUGGGUGGCAUUGGUGUUUUCCCCCACAACAGAAUGAAUUUCAACUUACCCAUGGGUCAUAUCACAAUCCAUAAUUUGGUCCCAAAACCUUUCCUCAACUUAUUCGAUGCAAGCACUUCAAUGCAAGUGAAUAAGAGCCUCUGUACUACAUGUAAUACCCACCUGUUAGCCUGACAUAUAUGUAAUACUAUGGAAUAAUGUAGGUCAACAUGACAUUAAGGUGUUUGCUGGAAUGAAAUCUGUAUUUUCAGCUCUAUGAUCCUUAUGAGAUAUCCAUGUUAUAUACAUAGUUUAUGGAUGAAAUAAAAUGUUACUAAUUGGCAACAGA
This is a messenger RNA of Anolis carolinensis (green anole), 3529 nucleotides long. It is a transcript of the gene glrx2, whose product is annotated as glutaredoxin 2. Gene Ontology annotation, cellular component: mitochondrion. The transcript is spliced from 5 exons. The record is from RefSeq and is a predicted model, not a curated record. Bases 324 to 968 code for a protein of 214 amino acids. Gene Ontology annotation, molecular function: protein-disulfide reductase activity. NCBI's taxonomy places the organism in Eukaryota, Metazoa, Chordata, Lepidosauria, Squamata, Anolidae.